AUGCAAGCUCACGAUCACAAAGUCAUCUUUGUUCACGCCAGUCACAAACAGAUUCUGAUUCCUUCCACCUUCCGGGUCUUGCACCAUGCGUCCUCCUACGACGUCAUUCUCAAGGCUUUCCUCGACUCGGCUUAUCGCGCAUUGAGACACGAGGCAGACACUGCUGCACGGACCACCAUCAAUGGUCACCAAAAAGGCUUCAUCCUUCCCAACACCUUCGAACAAUUGGUAGAGGGUGCUUCUAUCCACAACCUGCAAAGCUAUGCAUUGUCUCUGACAACCCUGGCACAGAUCGGCAUAGUGCUGGCAACCAAAUCUGACCUCAAAGAGGCGAUGCGAGGCGACUUUGCUGCCAUCUGGGAUCCCGAAUCGAGCUUGACCAUGACACUCCUUCGAGAACUCGAUGUCACUUGCAGCCUGUCUCUGAUCUCAAACACUAUCGAGGCAAUCAAGCUCGCGUGCUGGCUCGACUAUUCCCUUAACAUCGGCGAUCCGCACGGUUUCAAAAGCGGUAUUCAGAGGCUGACGCUCUGCGGACGCACAGAGACCAACGCGGUCAUGGCUCAAAAAUUUCGAGACGACGGCGUGCGCAUCGCUGAAACGAUCGCCGGAUAUGCGAUCGAGAUUGCGAACAAUGCGAAACUGCUGCUUGACGAGGACGAACGGAAACCGUGCAGGGUCUUGGUAAUCGAGCGAUCGUGCAUCCCUGCUUUGAGCACGAACCAAUGGGGGCAGCUGCGGGCCGAGCUGCAGGCACAUCUGCAACAGAGACAGAUCCGAGUUGCUCUCGUUGGCGAAACGAUGUCCCAGCCACAGUCUGUCACGGCGACCAACCUAUCCUUCGAUCUCUCUCAGCUCUUCUCGAGCCUUGAUUUUGGCCGAUCAUCACAGCAUUUUGAGACUGCCUUGAAUCUCAUGCGAAAACAACUGGCCUCGUCGCGCCUCUACUCUGCCCGCGUCGAGCUCCUUCUGUUGGGUGGAACGAUGCUAGACAGCUGUGUGCAGUCCUCAGCUAAAGCCUUCGACUCUCUGCAGAUCGCCCAUGCCCCGGUGAAGCUCCUCCACCUUCUCCAACCCAAGGACUCCUACCGAUUUGCAGACGAGCCUGUCAAGCUGUCCAGAGUGCAGGGAAACCCUUGUCAGCAGAUUGCAAUCAUCGGGAUGUCCUGCAGAGUGCCCGGGGCUAACGACGCGGACGAGCUGUGGCAGCUGCUUAAAGAAGGAAAGAGCACGUGCGAAGAGAUCCCUGCCCACCUGUAUCGCUACCAGGACUACCAUUCAGAAUCGUACCGGGACCGCAAUGUAAUGCGCGUCAAGACCGGAAACUUCAUCGCCAGCGCGAGCUCGUUCGACAAUAGCUUUUCCAGCGAAGCCGCAUCCCGCCCGGACUGCGCCAAGAUAGACCCUCAGCAGAGACUGGCCAUCCUCACCGCGCACGAGACACUGCAGCGCGCUGGAUACGGGUUCUCGCCGUACCGACACCCUAAACAACCAGAGCAGUGGAGCACGCAUCUCGCCUACUGCAGCGACGACUACCGCGAACAUCUCAGUCAGAACAUUGACGCCGACUUUGUCUCCAACACCCAUCGAGCCCACCUAGUCGCCAAGCUCAACGAGACCUUCGGCUUCAGAGGACAAGCAUGCACGUACGGCACGGCGUGCAGUUCUGCUCUGGUCGCUGUCGAAGCAGCUUGCAGUGGCUUGCUGGCCGGACAUUCGGCGGUAGCUCUCACAGGAGGCGUCAACAUUCUCACCCAGCCGCAGAUCACGAUUGGCUUGGACAGAGGCUUCUUCCUCUCGGCGUCGUCCCAAUGCAUGACGCUCGAUGAUGCAGGUGCCGGCUACUCUCGCGCCGAUGCAGUCUCGAUCAUGCUGCUUAAACGUCUCACCGACGCUGUACGAGACGGCGAUCCGAUUCUGGCAGUUAUCUCGUCCGCUGCCACCAAUCACUCAGGAGAGUCCUUCUCCAUCACGCACCCUCAUGGUCCCACGCAGAGGAGGUUGUACCAGUCCGGCAUGCUCGCCAGCAAGACGCUGCCGCAUAAUUUCAGCUACAUCGAGAUGCAUGGCACGGGAACGCAGAGCGGAGACUUCGAGGAAGUCACCGGUAUCGUCCAGACCUUUGGCGAGGGCAAAAGGGAUUCGACAUCACCACUCGUUCUCGGCUCUGUCAAGGCAAACAUCGGCCACUCAGAAGCCGCAUCAGGCGCCAGCAGUAUCGUGAAGACCAUCAAAAUCUAUGAGCACGGCGAGGUCCCCCGGCACGUUGGCAUCCGCACCAAGCUCAACACCAAACUACCGCCGCUCGACGGACUGCAUGUGCCUAUGCAGGAGACCAAGCUAGACAGAGUCAACGAGGGGUUUACGCUUGUCGAUAACUUCUCAGCAGCAGGCGGCAACUCUUCCAUUGUCAUGGAUCGAGGCACUGCGUACCGAGAACGACUUUCAGCCAUGAGCAAGCAUGCUCUUGCUAUUUUCCACUCGACUCAAAAGCACCGUCAUGCAUCCGAUGCCAAGCAUCAUCUCCUGUUCGUCACGGCUGCUACGCCCUUCUCGUUGGACGCCAAGCGACGCAGGCUGAUCUCUUUCUUAGAUGCAAACAAGCAAGUCAGUUUGACCGAAUUCUGCAGCACGGUCUCCCUCGGUGAAGCCAUGUUCCCUUACCGUCUAAUCGCGACUCCUGCCAACAUGGGUGAGGUAAGGACGUGCCUCAGCAGUCAAGAAUCUGUUCAGGUCGACUCCAAGCACCUCGGCCAAGAGAAGGCUCACACCAUCGGCAUAGCCUUCAGCGGUCAAGGCGCUCAGUAUCUCGACAUGGCAAGGGAGCUUUACGAACACAGUGCCGCCUUCCGUAGCCAUGUCGACCACUGCAACGUCAUCGCCCUGAGCGCAACGCUUCCGAAUUUGGUCGAGGUCAUGCACCCGCUCAAGACGCAGCCGAACGCCGCACAAAUCGAUCCAAAACAGGAGCGCACAGCAGACAGCUUCCAAGCAGCACAGUAUCAGCUGGCGUUGGUCGCUACCGAGGUUGGGUUGACAUCGAUGCUUCUCGAUUGGGGCCUCAAACCUUCCUGUGCCGUGGGGCACUCCCUUGGCGAAUACGUGGCGCUUUGGCUGUCUGGCGUCGUUUCUCUGCGCAGUCUAAUUGAGCUUGUUGGCCACCGUGCCAUGCUGAUGAUGGAGCUAUGCAGUCCCAAUGCGUCCUCCAUGUUGGCCAUUCGAGAAGGCCACGAAAAGGUAGGGGAGCUGUUGCAGCAGGCUGGCUACGAGCUACUCGAGAUCGCUUGCGUCAACAGUCCAAAGGACACCGUGGUGGCAGGCUGCAACGACGACAUCGAAAAGCUGCGAAGGUUUUGCGAGCAGUGCGAUCCCAAGAUCAAAGCAAUGGCAAUCCCAGUUCCCUACGCAUUCCAUUCCAAGGCGGUCGACCCUCUCAUGGCUGAGUAUGCUGAGGUGGUUAUGCUUCACACUUUCUUCAAGCCCAACAUUGCUAUUGCCUCCAACUUGCUAGGCAAGGUGGUCGACGCCGAAAGCUCCGAAUUUACUGGGCGGUACCUUGUCUCUCACAUGCGCGGGCGAGUGUUGUUCUCGGAUUCUAUCAGAGACUUGCAGAAGAAGCUGAAAGUCGACACUUGGAUCGAGCUGGGACCCCAUCCGACGUGCACACCGAUGCUCAAGGGCUGCUACGCAGAGACAGAGCACAUGCCCGUAUUUUUCACUUCCCUUCGACGCGGGACCUCAUCGUGGUCGUCGACGUUGAGCCUGGUCAAGGAUCUCGCCUCGCGUGGAAUCGACCUCAAUUGGGACAAGGUAUUUUCCGACCUAGGUCUUCGCUUCUGCCAUCACGGUCUCGCAGCAGAUCUUCCGCUGUAUCCGUUCGAUCUCGAUGAGUAUUGGGUGCCUUUUAAAGAUCGAGGGCUCCGAGACCAUCUCAUAGCCAAGGCGGGCCACCUAUCAGCUCGUGACGAGGGUCCUAGCGAAAGCACGGCGGCUGUCCAGCCGAUGAAAUUGCCCAAGCCAGUGCAUGCUUUGCUGUGGCAGUGUGUCCAGCUCGAGGCCACGCCGCCUUCAGCGAUCAUGCUUGCCCGUGUCAAUCAGCAGCCCUUCCGCGACUUUAUCCGAGGACACAUCAUCCUCGGCGUUCCCUUGGCGCCAGCUACUGUGUUUGUCGAGCUGGCACAAGAGGUUGGAAUGUAUUGGUGGCGUGCAGACCCCUGCAGGCAGAAACCUUUGGCUCAGACGGAAGAGGACGUCGUCAUUCUAGUGCUCGAUCUGUCAAUGGUCGCUUCGCUUUAUCUCAACGAGCAUGAUCCCAAGCAGACCAUCGAAGUCUCGCUGCAAGGCAAUCCCACGUCGGCGGAUGGCUCCAUCGUUCAAUUCUUCUCGCACAGCGAACAACAGCAUCAGAAGCACCAAUAUGGCUCGUGUCGUAUCCGCAUCGCGACGCAGGAUCAAGUUGUCCGAGAGUGGAACAAGCUGCGUCAUCUCGUCCUGAAGGCGGCUUCGACAAUCAGAGAGCAGCCUGCUUGCAUGAUUAAGACUGACACAAUCUACCGAAAUUUUGAGGCCAUUGUCCUCUACCUCGACGGCUUCCGAGGGAUGAACACCGUCUGGAUAACCGAGCGCGGCGAUGAAGCGGUAUCUGAGGUGAGCUACAAUGCUCAAGCUGUCUCCGGUCGCUUCGUGUGCAGUCCAAUGCUGCUUGACAGCCUUGGCGGACUUACCGGCUUCAUCAGCAACGUCAGCUUUGCCGAAGGCCCUUUUGUGUACAUGGCCGAGGCCAUCGGCAGGAUCGUUACGAUGCCGGGCCUGAGCAAGAUUCAGCCUGGCAGUGCUACAAAGGUGCAGGCAUAUACCCGUAUGGAGCAAGACAAUGAGCUGUCAAACGGUUCCGUCUACUUUUUCCAGCACGACGGCGAGCUGAUGGGCAUGAUGGAGAACAUCGCCUUCAAGCGCAUCCGCCGAGACAUGCUAAGAAGGCUGGUCCAGCUAUCUUUGAAGGCAUUUGCAAGCGAAGCAGCCAAAGCAGCCAAGAGUAACGACACACCUAAAAUCGGUUGCACACAGGGUUUCGACGCCCGCCAGGCUACGCAGGCAGACGUGCCUCAGAGCAAGUCGUAUCUGUCAUCGAAGCCAAUGCCAAUAGCGCCGAGCUUUCCAACAGCUCGGCACCAGCAAGCUGAAUCUCCCAUGGACGAACUCACCAGUCCCGACAGACUCUUUUCCUUCUCGGCCCCGCUGCACAUUGGAGGACCUCAGCUGAGACACUUCGAUGGACAUGAUGUACUCGUUCUUUUUCCAGAUGGCAGCGGCAUAGCACAGAUGCUUCCCAAAGUGCAAGUGGCGGGCUCGCUCUCCGUAUACAGCUUCGACUCGCCGUACUUGGGCAAAACCGGAGGGUGGAGUCGAGGUAUCGCUGAGCUGAUCGACCGUUACAUUGAGCUGCUCUGCCGCGUGCAGACGCGAGGGCCGUAUAAGCUAGCGGGGUGGAGCAUCGGAGGAAUCUUUGCUUUCGAGGUGGCUCGUCGGCUGCUGUCGACCGGUCACGACGUCACGUUUGUUGGACUCAUCGACACGCCGAAUCCACGCCAGAUCCGGCCGCUACCAGCAGACACACUCGACGAUAUGCUGAAGCGCAUCACAUCCACCACUGUGCGCGAGCACUUCAGAUCGUGCGCAUUGAGCUUGCCCGAAUAUCGGUGCUUGGCUCCUCAAGCCGCGGAUCGGCAGCCCGGGAAAGUCAUGAUCGUCAACGCCAGCGACGAUUCAAAGCUGAAGGGCGUGAUGGCAAGCGAGCAGGAAUGGCGCUCGUUCUGGCCAACCACGGCCAAGAUCGAAUUCGACCAUGUCAGUGGUGACCACUGGACGUGCCUCGAGCCUGCUCUCAGCCUUGUCGUGCGCGGCGCCCAAUGCUAA
Sporisorium graminicola is the source of this 5916-nucleotide messenger RNA. RefSeq lists its product as uncharacterized. Gene Ontology annotation, molecular function: fatty acid synthase activity. Lineage: Eukaryota; Fungi; Basidiomycota; Ustilaginomycetes; Ustilaginales; Ustilaginaceae. The coding region runs from base 1 to 5916 and encodes 1971 amino acids. Gene Ontology annotation, biological process: secondary metabolite biosynthetic process; fatty acid biosynthetic process. The transcript has 2 exons. The record is from RefSeq and is a predicted model, not a curated record.